UGUAAACAAAGAAUCUUCUGAAAAUGUAUAACUACCUACAGCUGAAUUAAAUUGUAUAAUAACGUUUAUGUUUUCUAAUGCCUCACCAAUCGCAUCCUGAAAUUAUUCGAAAUGCAACAUAAACGAAAUGACCCGACAGGGGCCAUCCAAAGCAAAGGGGGGAAUAUGUUCCGAAGCUCCCACGUGGAGACACCUCUCCUCUCCUUGAUCGAUUCCAAUUUCUUUUUCUUUUUCUUUAUGUGAAGGAAAGAAGCAACAGUACGGCGGGCGCACGGAGGCGUAAAGCAGUCAAGCACGCCGGGAACGAACGGCGCGGCGGCGAGCAGAGAUCGGGGUGAGCAUUUGUUGGAGGCGAUGCUUUUAGCAUUUCGUCCUGAUUUCACCGCCACAUAUUCCCAGAGGUUAUUCAGCUUUUCCAAACACACGUGAUUGACUCUAUUGUUCUGAUCGAAAGUGGUGUCAUGAUGGUUGACAGGAUGUAGAUUCUUAUCUUGCAUAUCCAUUAUUCAAGGUUAUACAUUAUUUGAACCACCCAUUGUGAGAAUGGCCUGGCUGCAAGACCAAUUCGAAAUGCAUAAGCUCCACUGGUACAGUAGAUCACCUACUCCAUCAGAGUUCUGGAUAUCAGCUGCUGCUUGCUUCACUGUUGGUUUAGUCGGUCUUUGGACAUUUUUGUAUUUCUUUUCAGUGUGGUGGCGAAAAAUCAGUUUAAGCUGGAUGAAAAUGAUUGCCAGAUCAAAGAGGAGAAAUUUUGAAAAAAACCACAAGGUUCCCACUGCUGAACAUGUUUGGAAUACAGAAUCUUUGUUUCGUGCAAAAGGGCUAAAGUGCUGUGUAUGCUCGGAAUCUAUUUCACCUGCUCAGCCCCUUAGGCAAAUGAUGACGUCAGAAAAUAUGGUUCACCAUUGCAAUGUGUGUGGUGCAGCUGCACACAUAAUCUGCUCGUCGAAUUCUCAGAAAGACUGCAAAUGUGUAUCAAUGUUUGGGUCCAAACAUGUGAUCCAUCAAUGGACUGUACUCUGGACAGAUAUAACCGAUCAGUCUGAAGAAGGUCAGUAUUGUUGUUACUGUGAGGAGCCAUGCAGUGAAUCUCUCCAUGGUGGUCCUCCCAUAUACUGCUGCAUGUGGUGCCAACGAUUGGUGCAUGUUGAUUGCCAGCCAGCCAUGGCUACUGAAACAGGUGAUAUUUGUGACCUUGGUCCAUUCAAACGCCAUAUUCUUUCACCACUUUUUGUCAGGACCAUGAGCAAACCUGGUGGUAUCAUAAGUUCUAUAACUCAUGGAGCAAAUGAGUUUGCAUCAACUGUGCGGGGACAUCUUAGGAACCGAAAUAAAAGGCAGAAGCAUCACAACAGAUUUCCUUCUGUCUCUGCCCUUGGCGACAGUACCGAUGAUUCAUCAAGUGACAGCACAUUGAACUCUAACCAGAGUGCUAAGGACUUAAAAGCAACUGGGGAUAGUGCUCAGAGGAGUGCUGAGAAUGAACAUGAUAGCAGUGGGAGUGAUUGUAGAGAAGUCGCAUCAGAGCCCAGAAAACUCAGUAAUGAUGAGGCUGGUGGAGCUAAACUUAAAUACACAUCAUCUGACUUGCCUGCUGAGGCCAGACCUCUUCUAGUUUUUAUCAACAAGAGAAGUGGGGCUCAGCACGGAGAUUCGCUCAAGCACAGGCUACAUUUCCUUUUGAAUCCAGUGCAGGUAUUCGAAUUGAGUUCAUCACAAGGGCCAGAAACAGGAUUAUUUUUGUUCAGAAAGGUACCACAUUUCAGAAUACUUGUGUGUGGCGGCGAUGGUACUGUUGGUUGGGUUCUUGAUGCGAUAGAUAGGCAAAAUUAUGAAUCACCUCCGCCUGUUGCAAUUCUUCCAGCUGGCACGGGCAAUGAUCUUUCAAGAGUUUUAUCAUGGGGAGGUAGCCUAGGUGCUGUUGAGAAGCAAGGUGGUCUCUGUACAGUUCUGCAUGACAUAGAGCAUGCAGCAGUCACCAUCCUGGAUAGAUGGAAGGUGACAGUAGAAGAUAAUAAAUCAAAGAAUGUGCUUCUAGUGAAGUACAUGGACAACUAUCUAGGUAUUGGUUGUGAUGCAAAGGUUGCACUUGACAUUCAUAAUCUCCGUGAGGAAAAUCCUGAAAAGUUCUACAGUCAGUUCUUAAAUAAGGUGCUAUAUGCGAGGGAAGGUGCCAAGAGUAUCAUCGAUAGGACAUUUGUGGACUUACCAUGGCAGGUGCGACUAGAAGUUGAUGGCACUGAGAUUGAGAUACCAGAGGACUCAGAAGGUGUCCUUGUUGCUAACAUUCCAAGCUAUAUGGGAGGGGUUGACUUGUGGAAAAAUGAGGAUGAGAAUCCUGAAAACUUUGACCCACAGUCAAUCCAUGACAAGAUGCUCGAAGUGGUUAGUGUUACCGGAACUUGGCAUCUGGGAACACUUCAGGUUGGACUUUCUCGGGCACAGAGGAUUGCCCAAGGUCAGUCGAUCAAGAUACAAAUGUUUGCUCCUUUCCCAGUUCAAGUGGAUGGCGAACCUUGGGUCCAGCAGCCCUGCACGCUUAAAAUAUCUCAUCAUGGACAGGCUUUCUUGUUGAGAAGGACGAUUGAAGAGUCUCUUGGUCGUGCUGCUGCGAUUGUCACUGAUGUGCUUGAGCAUGCCGAGUCCAGUCAUGUAAUCACUGCUUCCCAGAAGAGAGCCCUCCUCCAAGAAGUGGCUCUAAGGCUGUCGUGAAUCACCGCUUAUUUGCAUGUCACAAAGCAUUGCUUCCUGCGCUGUGCUCCGCCUUGCCCUAUAAAGAGGUUUCUGUUGGAAGAGAUGAUUAUACAGAGAACCUGUGAUCCCAACAGAAGUUCCUAUCUCUCGCAGCAGUAAGUAUCCAGAUGGAGCCCGGGAGACAUGUCUACAUGCACGGCGAGUUUUGUUAUGCUUACCCUGUGGAAAUACCUAUUAGUAUUGUGUACAAAUAUGUGUUUGCGCGUUACAGAGCUACAGUAAGCUCCUUGCCACGUUUUGUGCAAAUGGUAAUCCGUCUAGCCAUUUUGUGUUCGGUUGGCUGGAUUGAAUUUGAGAAAUUUUAUGGUGGUUAAAAUUAAUAUGAGCCAUCUAAUUUUAGAGUUAAAUGGUUCAAAUUAAUCAAGAUA
Messenger RNA from Phragmites australis (common reed), 3122 nucleotides. Its product is annotated as diacylglycerol kinase 1-like. Gene Ontology annotation, molecular function: ATP-dependent diacylglycerol kinase activity. The record is from RefSeq and is a predicted model, not a curated record. Lineage: Eukaryota; Viridiplantae; Streptophyta; Magnoliopsida; Poales; Poaceae. The transcript is spliced from 8 exons. The coding region runs from base 544 to 2712 and encodes 722 amino acids.